Messenger RNA from Punica granatum (pomegranate), 1342 nucleotides. The record is from RefSeq and is a predicted model, not a curated record. NCBI's taxonomy places the organism in Eukaryota, Viridiplantae, Streptophyta, Magnoliopsida, Myrtales, Lythraceae.
UAAUCCAAACUCUCCCUGCCUUUCUAAACACCUCUCUGCCUCCUGACCUCUGCCAAUCUCUCUCUCUCUCUCACACACACACAUAUUAUAUUACUUAGCAAGUUUCUCAUAAUUAAACUUUUUUCCAGACAUAUCGAACCAAUUCGAUGGCUUUGGAAACGGUUGUGUUUCAGCAAGACCCAUUUAGUUGCAAAGAUUCAUGGCCCUACUCUCUGCUCAGACAAUAUUUGGACGAUGCCGAUCAUCAAGAUUCCGAAUAUUACUCUUCAUCGACUGCGCGAGAGAACUCCGACAAUUUGAAGGAUAACUUGGGCGAAAUCAGCACCAACUCCUCAGCGUCAUCAGAGGAUAAUGGCGGCGGUACAGGGGGUUUCCCAUCGGUGGCGGCUGUGACAGUUCGGAGGAAGAGGCGGAGGGCCAGACCGGUGAAGAACACGGAGGAAGUGGAGAACCAGAGGAUGACCCACAUUGCAGUGGAGCGGAACCGCCGGCGCCAGAUGAACGAUUACCUCGCCAUCCUCCGCUCCAUGAUGCCUCCAUCCUACGUUCAAAGGGGAGACCAAGCUUCAAUAAUAGGAGGAGCCAUUAAUUUCGUGAAGGAGCUGGAGCAGCUCCACCACUCCCUCGAGGCCCUCAAAGAAACAAACCUAUCGCCGACACAACAUUCACCGUCGAUAUUCUCGGACUUCUUCACCUUCCCACAGUACUCCACCACGACCACUCGGCACAGCGGCAGCUCAAGCUCCGAGGCGGCCAUAGCAGACGUGGAGGUGACUGUGGCAGAUGGCCAUGCGAACAUCAAGGUGAGGUCAAGGAGGCAGCCGGCGCAACUGCUGAAGAUGGUGCUGGGGCUGCACUCCCUCCGCCUCCACGUCCUCCAUCUCACCGUCACAGCCGCUGAUCCCGUGGUCCUGUUCUCUUUCAGCGCUAAGGUAGAAGAAAGUUGUGAGCUGAACUCGGCUAACGAGAUUGCAGCUGCUGUGCAUGAGCUGGUGGCUAGGAUCCAAGAGCAGGCUUGCUGCGUUUAAUAAGUUAUUACAAUAAGAUUAGACAUGUAUAUUCCUUAUAUAUACAUAUUACUUAUUUUAAGCUAGCAUUGGAAUUUGGUUAAGUAAGUUAACUAAAAAAAAUGCAUAUAUUAUGUUGAGAUUGUUUUCCAAUAAUAAGGAUUUUUUUUUUUGUGUAGUAGGUUAAGAUUUGUAUGGGUUCAAGCAAAGCAAGGAACAGAAAAUCUGUAUUUAGAUGUGCUCAAUGUCUCUUUUUUGUUUUUUUCAUUAGAUGUGUUCAAUGUCAAAACAUAUGCUGUUCAAGGUCACAUGGUCGAGCAUCAUUGUGCAAGUAA